AAAUUUGAGUAUUAAAAAAAUAAAAAGAAUAAAAAAAACAGACGUCUGGAGAAAGUCGAUGCGAUACCAAGAGCGAAUUAGGAAACGUUGGCUGGGAAUUGGGUGGUAAAGUAAAGAAAGGGUUGAGGCCGAGUUGGUUUCGUGGAAGGAAGAAACCAAGAAAUUAACAGAGAAAAUAAGAAUAAGAAUGGUGUGGUGAAUGGUGAUGGAAAAGAAGAUGAAGGUCCGUUCGGAAAGGGAAAAGACGAAAGUUGUGAUUAGGCAUUUGCCCCCUUCUCUCUCUCAAUCCGAUCUCUCCCAACACAUCGAUUCUCACUUCGCUUCUCGCUACAAUUGGUUCUCUUUCCGUCCCGGCAACAACAGUCACACUCGUCAGAGGCAUUCCCGUGCCUAUAUAGACUUCAAGUGUCCCGAUGACGUUUUCGAGUUCGCCGAGUUCUUUGAUGGACACGUUUUUGUUAACGAGCGAGGUGCCCAGCAUAAAGUUAUAGUUGAGUACGCUCCUUCUCAGCGUGUUCCAAAGCCUAGUGCCAAAAAGGAUGGACGUGAAGGGACUAUAUACAAAGAUCCAGACUAUCUUGAGUUCCUCAAACUAAUUGCAAAGCCUCAAGAGCAUCUUCCUAGUGCAGAGGUACAAUUGGAAAGAAAAGAAGCUGAGCAAGCUGGGGCUAACAAGGAAACACGAAUUGUCACACCCCUGAUGGAAUUUGUUCGUCAGAGACGUGCUGUUGACAGUGGUAUGCAGGCUUCAUCAGCGGUGGCAAAAGUUAGCAGAAGAUCCAGAGCUGCUUUGCCUGGCAAGCCUGGCUCAGGCAAUACUAAACGAGGAUCUGAAAAGAAAAAGUAUGUUCAGAAGGACAAUGCCAAGGGUGUUGCUCGCAAAGAGUCAAAAGACAAGUCAGCCUUUGUUGUGGUCCCCCGGCGAGACAAUCAAUCAGCUGAAUCAAGUAUAAAAGGAAUUUCUGAAAUUGAAACUUUGCAUGGUAUUGAAGGUCCCUUUUCUGGAAUUUCACUGACUUCUGACUCAGGAAAGAAAAAAAUCCUUCUUCUUAAAGGGAAACAGCGGGAAAUUCCCAGUGUAGGUUUUGUUUUACCAAUUAAGGCUAUUGAGGGCACAGUAAAACAGCAAAACAUACAAUCUGGAAAUUCUCCUAUUUCUGCUCCUGCAAAACAGAACCAGAGACGUGAAGCUAGUGGAAGAUUGAUUAGGAGCAUACUUCUAAAUAAUGAAUCUCGUCAGAGUCUGUCUACAACUGGUGCCCAACAUAAAAUUCAAAUUUUAAGUUCUGAAAAUGGGAAGCGACCCCCUCGUACUUUUGGCUCAAGGUCUGGGUUAAAUGAUCAAGUCUCGAAUAAUGAUGCUGCACAAGUUAAUUCUGAAGGGGAUUCCAAAAUGGCAUUGGACAAAAAGUUCGUAAAAAGGGAUCUGCAUGGUUUGGGUAGCGGUGAGAAAACAGAAAAACGUACUAGAAACAAGGAUAGACCUGAUCGUGGUGUUUGGACACCCCUUCGCCGUUCUGAUGUUUCAAAUGCUGGUAAUGACCAUUCAUCAUCCUCAUUGGCACAGCCUACUCAGUCAAAUCCUGAAUCUGCUGAAGGAGAAGUAAAAGAAAAUGUUCCUUCUGGAAACAGGGGAGGCGAAUUCUCUGCUUCUGCAGGUGGACGUGGGAAUCCUUCCAUUGAGAAUGAUUCUCAGAGAAAUUUUACUCGCCGUGGCGCUUCCUAUAUAGUGAAGGAUGAUGGUGCAGUCAGUAUAAGUGAAGGGAAACCUUCCAAGAAAAGUGUUGGGCAUAGCGCUCACGAGAAGCAAGUCUGGGUUCAGAAAUCUUCUUCAGGGUCAUAAAAUAUCUCUGAUUACGGACACUCAGUCAGGGCAUCAUUCCUGCUAUGUUGAGCUAUGGUCUCCAUUUAGGACAUCAUUCACAAGUAAUUCAGGUCAACCUGAAUCUAAGUGACUUGAACGUAAAAUGAUCCAGUUGUUUGCCUGACGGAGCCUGCACAAUAAAGGGAAUGCAAAGUUACAGACCCCAAUGACAUGAUUAUUACUGAAAACAGAUUGGCAUUGUUAACCAUGUUGGCAGGUUUAAACCCAUUAUGGUUCAUGUCUCCAUAAAUUGAAUAUUUCAGUGUAAGGAAAUGUUUGUGUUUUGGGAUGUUACUGUAAAGUUCUUGGUAUAUAACAUGGGAUAGUUUGUUGGAAAGAGUGAAAAGUCUUGUCUUGUUCAGUGGACAAGUAGUUAUAUAGUGUUUUGUAUUGAAGGCUUAUACAGUUAUACUUUAGUGCACAUGGUGCACGUGUUAUUCUAAGGGUAUUAGAACGUCUUUGGUCCUCAAGAAUCACCCCUAUUCCAUACUCUUUCCAUGAAUGUGGAUAUUUUUUUUUAUUAGAUAAAGGAGGAACAGAAAAUUUGCCA
This is a messenger RNA of Glycine soja, 2414 nucleotides long. RefSeq names its product regulator of nonsense transcripts UPF3-like. Gene Ontology annotation, cellular component: nucleolus; cytoplasm. Lineage: Eukaryota; Viridiplantae; Streptophyta; Magnoliopsida; Fabales; Fabaceae. The transcript is spliced from 14 exons. Bases 200 to 1843 code for a protein of 547 amino acids. The record is from RefSeq and is a predicted model, not a curated record. Gene Ontology annotation, biological process: nuclear-transcribed mRNA catabolic process, nonsense-mediated decay; positive regulation of translation. Gene Ontology annotation, molecular function: mRNA binding.